AUGUUACAGGAUACCAAAAGUCUGACGGUUAUCAAAUGUCUUCGUCAAAACUUUGCUAGAUAUGGCAUUCCAGAAACACUCAUUAGUGACAACGGACCAGAGUAUUCAAGCUGCGAAUUUCAAGCUUUUGCUAGUGACUUUGGUUUCAAGCACAUCACAUCAUCUCCAAGGUACCCCCAGAGCAACGGACUUGCAGAGAGGACCGUACAGACGGCCAAAAAACUUCUGAAAAAGGCCAUUGAAGACCAUCAAGAUCCAUACUUAUCUCUUUUAGAGCUUCGCAAUACACCACUUUCUGGUGUGGGACUUUCACCCGUGCAACUUCUGAUGGGCCGCAGAACCAGAUCUUUCAUUCCAGCCAAAUCAUCACUCUACACACCUAACAACUUCCCUGGGAAAUCCGUCAGGAAAAAUCUACAAUCUAAACAGCAGAAGCAAAAACACUACUAUGAUAGAAAUGCCAAAGAAAGGACGCCAUUAGCAAGAGGAGACGUAAUUAGAAUUCGUUCACAUCAAUCAUCAUCAACUUCAUGGAAUCCAGGACAAGUCGUCAAACAAUGCGAGGAACCAAGAUCCUACAUAGUAAAAUCAGGAAACCGGAUGUUCAGGAGAAAUCACAAGGAUUUGGUGAAAACCAAGGAAAAGUGUGUUCCAGAAAAUUCUAGGGAGGAAGAAGACGAAGUAGUGAUCAUUCCACCAGUGCAGGCAGAUUCAACGCAGACAGAUUCAAGGAGUGUUAUCGAUACUUAA
This is a messenger RNA of Saccostrea cuccullata (small rock oyster), 750 nucleotides long. RefSeq lists its product as uncharacterized. Bases 1 to 750 code for a protein of 249 amino acids. Gene Ontology annotation, molecular function: nucleic acid binding. The transcript has a single exon. Gene Ontology annotation, biological process: DNA integration. NCBI's taxonomy places the organism in Eukaryota, Metazoa, Mollusca, Bivalvia, Ostreida, Ostreidae. The record is from RefSeq and is a predicted model, not a curated record.